Molecule: messenger RNA, 1183 nt
Organism: Sabethes cyaneus
Lineage: Eukaryota; Metazoa; Arthropoda; Insecta; Diptera; Culicidae
Product: 17-beta-hydroxysteroid dehydrogenase 13-like
Exons: 5
Coding region: 27-1004 (325 amino acids)
Cellular component (GO): lipid droplet
Molecular function (GO): oxidoreductase activity, acting on the CH-OH group of donors, NAD or NADP as acceptor
Source: RefSeq, a predicted model, not a curated record
GCUGCAUCGGCGGGUUGUUUGCUGAAAUGGCGGAUCAUGAAGUGGAAUCAUCUUUUUGUUCAACACGAAUUAAUGCUAGACAAAUGAUAGCUGAUUACUUCUACGUUCUAGUGGACGUGAUAAAAGUGAUUGUUCUAGGUGUACCUAUAUUGUUUCGCAAAGUUUUGAGUUUUAUUAGUCCUAAAAAAUUUAAAAAUGUUUCCGGGCAGUUGGCGAUGAUUACGGGUGGAGCAAAUGGGUUGGGUAGAGAAAUGGCUUUGCUAUUGGCGGAUCACGGCUGCAACAUCAUAAUCGUGGAUAUCGAUCUAGAGUCGGCGAAAAGGACAUGUGAAGAUUUACGAAAGAAACACGUGAACGCACAUGCUUUUCGAGUGGAUGUGUCCUCGUUUAAGGAAGUUGAAACGUUGGCAGCACGAAUUUAUAGUGAAAUUGGGCCUGUCGAUAUUGUGAUCAAUAACGCUGGAUUGAUUCACUUCACGUUCCUCCAAGAUAGCAGCGUAGAUGAUGUGAAUAAAUUAAUCGAUGUUAAUGUAAAAUCUUAUAUUUGGGUGACCAAAAUAUUCCUAAAGCAAAUGAUGGAACGAAAACAGGGCCACAUCGUAGCGAUUUCCUCAAUAUGCGGAAUUUAUCCACAUCCGUGGGCCGUGAUGUACACAGCAACGAAGCAUGCCGUAAGCGGAUUAAUGGGAGCACUAACAGAGCAACUGCGUCUGCAAGGCUUUGACCGCCAAAUCAGGACAACAUGUGUGUCGCCGUAUUACAUUGCUACACGAAAGGACGUUAUCGACUUUUUGCAGAAACCUCGAUUCAAACUACUGACAACUGAAUACUCAGCACGUGUAAUCGUGGACGGUAUCCUGCGUAACGAAAUCAACGUUUCUGUUCCUCCACUUUUCGAUCUUGGGAUAAGGCUAAUGCAAUUAUUUCCCAUAAAAAUACAACAGUUGGUGCGCGACUUUGUAAUUAGAGAGCACCAACUAAACUCGACGAAAACUCCACUUUGAUACCUGAUUCUAUCAAGAUAGUAGCUGCAUUAUACAGAACUAUUUUAAUGGUUAAGAAGGACAUCUAGUGACGCCGUGCAAUUACAUAUUUUCCAUUACCGCAAAUUCUCGCAUUCCAUCAUCUAUCGGUAUUUGAAAUGUGCAAAUUAGAUUAGAUGUGGUUUAUAUAAUUAAUAAUA